AUCUAAUAAUAAAUUAUUUAAAUAGUCUAUAAAAUCUCAUCAUUCGCUGAUCGAGGAUAGAAUAUUUUUUUGAAUUGAAUUGAAUUGAAUUGAAAAACUGUGAAGUAAGAGGUGGAACUAAACCGAAAGAGAAGCAUAAAUAUCACACUAGCGAUAUCUAUUUUAAACAAGUCAAAGGGGAAAUAUUUAUAAAUCAAUAUAUACAUAUAUUUUCCAUUUAGUCCUAUUAAUUGAAGUAAUAAUCUCAUUUAUACUAGGUUAUAUUAUCGUGCCACACCAUUAUUAAUUGUUUGCAAAUAUGUCUACUGAAGAAUCUAAACCAGUCAAGCCAAUCAUUGAAGACAGAAUUUAUGUCAGUAAUGUUGACUUCAAGGCUACUGAAGAUGAAUUAAAGGAAUUAUUCGAAGGCUUGAAAGUCACUGAAGUUCAAAUUCCAUUUAAGGAAACCAAACGUGGUGAAAAGACCUUCAAGAGACACUUGGGUUUCGCUUUUGUACAAUUUGAAACUAAAGAUGAAGCUGAUAAAGCAAUUGAAGAAUACAAUGGUAAGAAGUUCCAAAGAAGAAAUAUUUUUAUUAAGAAGGCAGUUCCUCCACCAACUGAAGAAGAAAAGAAGGUAAGAAUAGAAGAAUACAGAGCUAAGAGAGAAGAAAAGAAGCAAGCUGAAAAGGCUGCUAAAGCAGAAAAAGAAGCUGCCACUUCAUCUGCAAAGGAAAAGUCUGUGAAACCUGCUACUACCAAGUCUGAGUCAAAUGGUGAAGAAAAGGUUCCUGAAGGUAAAGCUUCUACUGAUACUAUUUUCAUCACUAAUCUUGACUAUAAGGUCAAUGUUAAGACUUUAAAUGCUCUUUUCAAAGAUUUGAAACCAAAAUGGAUACAUGUUCCAACCAGAAAAGUUCCUCUUCGUAUAUUAAAGAGAAGCCAAAAUAGCAAACCUUUUAACAAGGGUAUUGCCUUUAUUAAGUUUGCUAAUGAAGAAACUCAAAAGAAGGCUGUUGCUGAAUUUAAUGGUAAGGAAGUUAAUGGUAGAGAAAUUAUCGUUGAUAUUGCUAUCGAUGCCAGAAUUCCAAAAGAUUCUGGUAAAAGUGAAGAUGACUUGGAAGCUGACGCUACUGAAGGUACUACUGAAGCUGAAUCUAAUGGUGCAGCUGAAGAAGAAUCUGGUUGAACAGAGACAAAAACAAAUCACAAUAAGCAAAAAUCACAUAACUUGAAAAGUUGAUUUUAAUAAUUUGUUAUAUUGAAUCUGUAAUUAUUAGUAU
Molecule: messenger RNA, 1262 nt
Organism: Scheffersomyces amazonensis
Lineage: Eukaryota; Fungi; Ascomycota; Pichiomycetes; Serinales; Debaryomycetaceae
Gene: SBP1
Product: Sbp1p
Exons: 2
Coding region: 299-1168 (289 amino acids)
Cellular component (GO): cytoplasm; ribonucleoprotein complex; nucleus
Molecular function (GO): mRNA binding
Source: RefSeq, a predicted model, not a curated record